Molecule: messenger RNA, 720 nt
Organism: Caenorhabditis briggsae
Lineage: Eukaryota; Metazoa; Nematoda; Chromadorea; Rhabditida; Rhabditidae
Exons: 3
Coding region: 1-720 (239 amino acids)
Source: RefSeq, a predicted model, not a curated record
AUGUUUGGAAAAGUAUUAACGACUUCGAUUCUGAUUGCGUUGACUUUCGCUGCGCCUUCAACUGAAGAAGGCAAAAGCAGCAAACGUCGUCAAUACAUUGCUCCAUUGGCCGGAGCAGCUCAAGUUCCUCGUAACCCAGUGCUUCUCGCGGCUCCAGCUCUUCCAGUAGCUGCUGCUCCAGCUCUUGUCCGUCCUGCCUUCGCUCCCGUCCCAGUAGCAGCUGCUCCAGCUUUGGUCCGUCCAGCAUUCGCCCCAGUUCCAGUCGCUGCUGCUCCAGUUGUCGCUGCUCCACUCUUCCAACAGCCAGCCGUCGUUGCUCCAGUAGUUGCUCCAGUCGGACAGUGCCCAGGAGGACCAUCCCUUCCAAUUGAAUGCGAUCCAAAGAGACCAUGGCCACAAUGCCCACCACAGUCUUACUGCUAUGCCACCAACUCUGUAGAUAUUGGACCAUAUUUCUGUUGCCCAAUCUGGUCCACCUACGGAGCUGCCUGGCGUCCAGCUACUCCAUUCUACAACUACGUGCCACCAGUUCCAGCCAACUGGCCAGAUGUUGCUAGAAUGACCGCCAACUGGCCAGCUGCCGCAGUUGCCAUGCCACUCAAAGCUCGCAAGCAACAGAAGAAUGAAGGAGAUGAGGAAAGCGAGGAUGAGCAGAAGAUCGGAUCAGCCAUCGAUGGAUGGGUUGAGCGUCAAGCUAAAUUGGUAGGGCUUCAUGCCUAA